This is a messenger RNA of Pyrus x bretschneideri (Chinese white pear), 1456 nucleotides long. RefSeq names its product pectin acetylesterase 12-like. Gene Ontology annotation, biological process: cell wall organization. The transcript has 11 exons. The record is from RefSeq and is a predicted model, not a curated record. The coding region runs from base 91 to 1329 and encodes 412 amino acids. Gene Ontology annotation, molecular function: pectin acetylesterase activity. Gene Ontology annotation, cellular component: plant-type cell wall. NCBI's taxonomy places the organism in Eukaryota, Viridiplantae, Streptophyta, Magnoliopsida, Rosales, Rosaceae.
UUUAUACCCAUGUUCUUCAUUUGCGUUUCGUUUUUAUAUCUACGUCUUCGAAGACUUGGGUGGCGGAGAGAUUGAAGGGAGAGGAGAGCCAUGGUGAAGUUCUUGUGGAUUGGCAUUGUAACAGCACUUGUCUUCAGAACUUGGGUUGAUGGGUUUGUCGAAGAGAAGAAUCUUGAUGAGACGGUGCCGUCUUUGUUGGAUACCGACGGAAGCUCCAAGGCUUUUAAUGACACACUACUCAUGGUAGAGCUAACACUCGUCCAACAAGCUGCUGCUAAAGGAGCAGUCUGCUUGGAUGGAACAGCACCUGCUUAUCAUUUACAUCGUGGAUAUGGAUCGGGAGCGAACAGUUGGCUCAUUCACCUUCAGGGAGGAGCAUGGUGUAACGACACCAAAAGUUGUUCUAACCGCACAACUUCACUUUUCGGAUUGGGAUCAUCAGCGUACAUGGAACCAUAUAUGGCAUUUUCUGGAAUACUAAGCAAUCAAUCUGAGGAAAAUCCCGAGUUUUUCAACUGGAAUAGAGUAGAGCUCCGCUAUUGCGAUGGUGCUUCAUUUUCUGGGGACAGCGAUAGUCAGGUUGCAAAACUGCAAUUUAGAGGACAGCGUAUAUGGUUAUCUGCAAUGGACGAUUUGAUGUCAAAGGGAAUGCGUGACGCGAAAAAUGCUCUUCUUUGUGGUUGCUCUGCCGGCGGUCUGUCAUCAAUUUUGCACUGUGAUGAGUUUCGGGGCAUGUUUCCCACAAGUACAAAAGUGAAGUGCCUGAGUGAUGCUGGAUUUUUUCUUGACGCGGUUGAUAUUUCCGGUCAACGCACACUGAGGGAUUAUUAUAGCGGUGUUGUAAGCUUGCAGGGGGUGCAAGAAAAUCUGCCGCGAUUCUGUACUAGUCACCUUGAUCCUACUUCGUGCUUCUUCCCGGAGAACUUAAUUGUGAACAUUACAACCUCGCUAUUUAUACUCAAUUCAGCAUACGAUUCAUGGCAGCUAAUUAUCAAUAAUAGUUUCGUUCCACCAUCAGCAGAUCCGUGCAGCGAGUGGGAGAGUUGCAGAUUUAACCUUGCAAGUUGUUCCGCAUCACAGAUGCAAAUUCUGCAAGGAUUCAGGAAUCAAAUGCUGAAUGCAGUAAAACAAUUCUCAAUGCCUAAUCAAAAUGGGAUGUUCAUAAAUUCGUGUUUGGUGCACUGUCAAACGAAGGAAAGUGCAUUGUUUGCUCAUAAAUUUCCAGCUCUUGGAAACAAGACAAUUGGAGAAGCUCUUGGUGAUUGGUAUUUUGAUAGAGCAGAGGUUAAGGUUGUUGAUGAAACUUGCUGCGAUCUGGCUCUUGAAUGACCAUUGUUUGAUCAAAUUAUUUACACUGUCAUUGUAUUGAGUUGUCUGCACUAUAAUACUACCCCUUCUGCUUAAUGAAAUAAUUUUGUAAUAAUUGAAAUCAAUAGAAUUCUACCAUCAAAGUUCA